AUGCCUCAUGACAAAAACCCCAAAUACUUGGGGUUUAUUGUAGACCCAGAGUUUCAUUGUAAUAGGCACAUUGACUCCCUGGUUAACAGGAUUAGAAGACGUCUCAAUAUUCUAAAGUAUAUCGCAGGCAGAGACUGGGGAGCCGACUCAGCCACCCUUAGAACAACCUAUACUGCCCUUGUGAGACCCAUAUUGGAAUAUGAUUUCCAGGUCUACUCCUGUGCUUCGGCCAGUAUUCUCCAGAAGCUUGAAAAAGUUCAGCUUAGUGCAGCCAGAAUUAUUUCUGGAUUGCGUAACAGUUGCCAGAGUCAUAUUCUACUAUAUGAAACAAAUUUUCAGUCUUUGGAAAUGAGAAGGGAAUCUAAUCUUGUAAAACACUAUGCCAAAUUGGCAAGCUUGGGCACUCAGAAUCGGACAGCUGAAUUUUUGCUUAAUUGGCAAAACUAUCAAAGAUUAAAAAAGGACAGCCCUCUUUCUCGGGCCCUUUCGCUUGAUGCAGUAAAGUUCAAUGUUGAUCCGCAACUCAUCUGCAGUCCUGUUACUAAGGGCAACCACCCUCCGGAGUACUUGAAGCAAUUGGCUUUGGGGCUAAUAAACCUUGUUCCUGCUGACGAUCUUAAAAUCUAUACGGAUGGUAGCGGUGACGAUCAUCACCACGCCGGCAGUGGAAUUUACACUAUAUAUCCUGCUGAAGUUCACGAAUCAAGAUCACUAAGAAAUCCAGAUUUCUGUUCAGUGUUUCGUAUUGCUAUUCAAACAGGUCUGGAAAAUAUCAGGACUGGAGCCACUUUUGGGAAUGUCUGGAUCUUCACGGACAGUCGUAGCUGUAUUCAGCUCCUGAGCAAUUGGGAGAGAGUAACGGACCGGACUGGGGUCUCUAUACGUCGUUCAUUAAAUGCACUCUCAGACUUCCAUGACAUCCAUAUUCAGUGGAUACCCUCACACGUAGGUCUUAUUGGCAACGAACGUGCUGAUCAGUUGGCAAAAGAAGGUACUUCCCUCCCAGCUACUCCAAACACGGCCCUCACUUACUCUGAAUUAUUUUCUAUCCGCAAAUCUAAAGUUAAUAAAGCUUGGCUUGUUCCACCGGAUCACAAUUGGUAUGCCCGCAAGCGUCCUGGAGGAGCCCUUGACCUUCUGGGUACACGUGCUGACCAAACCGCUACCUGUAGAUUUGCCAGGACAUACUAA
This is a messenger RNA of Parasteatoda tepidariorum (common house spider), 1191 nucleotides long. RefSeq lists its product as uncharacterized. Gene Ontology annotation, molecular function: nucleic acid binding; RNA-DNA hybrid ribonuclease activity. The record is from RefSeq and is a predicted model, not a curated record. NCBI's taxonomy places the organism in Eukaryota, Metazoa, Arthropoda, Arachnida, Araneae, Theridiidae.